CUCCCGGGACUCCGCCCGGGACUGCAUCUCCCGUGGUGCCGCGGUGCCGUCCCGCGGUGCCCGCCGGGAGCGCAGCCGGGGAGCGCGGCGGAGCGAGUCCCGGUCCCGCCGAGACGGGCCGAGCGGGUUUCAGGGGUGCCCGUUCAACACAAGAGCCAAUAUGAAUGUGGGAACAGCACACAGCGAGGUGAAUCCCAACACCCGGGUCAUGAACAGCCGAGGCAUCUGGUUGUCCUACGUCCUGGGAAUUGGCCUGCUGCACGUCGUACUCCUCAGCAUCCCCUUCUUCAGCGUCCCUGUGGUUUGGACUCUUACCAACAUCAUUCACAACAUGAGCAUGUACAUCUUCCUACAUACCGUGAAAGGAACGCCUUUUGAGACUCCGGACCAGGGGAAGGCUCGGCUGCUCACGCACUGGGAGCAGAUGGAUUACGGCGUGCAGUUCACAGCAUCGCGCAAGUUUCUGACCAUCAUGCCCAUCGUCCUGUAUUUUCUAACCAGCUUUUACACAAAGUAUGACCGGAUACACUUCAUAAUCAACACCAUCUCCCUUAUGAGCGUCUUGAUCCCCAAACUGCCUCAGUUUCAUGGAGUCCGGAUCUUUGGGAUCAACAAGUACUGAACUGCGUGGCUGGAGCGAAUGGAAGAGGAGCAGGGGAGAGGGGGAAGUUCCUUCUCUCUCGUCCUGUUUCUCCACCCCCACGCACACUGGGAUAUAAUUUCACAGCGGCUGUUUAAAUGCAGUAUCCAAUAGACAUAGACCGCAUGCUGGAUCCUCAUGCCCAAUAAAUCUAAACAAGCUCCAGAGUAGAGUUUAGUGCAGAGCAGGAUGCGUGACGCUGGGUUUCUUUUAUUCCAGCAUCACAAAUAGAUGCAGAUACACUGAGACUUCAAGGUACAAAGAGGGAGAAUUCUGGGGAGAUUGUUAUCUAUCCCAGGCAUUGGAUGAGGAGAAGAGGGAUGAGGAGAAAAGCUUUUAGUGCUGGUACUAUUGCUGUGGUAAAUGCACUUUAAAAUACAUUUCCCUUUCUGAAGCUAGGUGCUUUAAGCGAUACGUGGGGGAAAUUCAAAGGGAUACAGCCACACUUUCCCAAUACUUGACUGUUUUGGGGUUUGAGUUCCAUUUUUGGGGCAGGGGAGCGGGAGGUGAGGGGGAAGACAAUGACAGAUUUUUACUUUGCAAUCUUUUACACCACUGAGAAAAGGAAGUUCUUUUCCUAAAAGCAGCACAGGAAGGAAUGACCUGCAGUUUGAUGGAGUUUUCUGUUUUCUAUGGUACCAUUCGUGUGGUUCAGGGAAAAAGGCCAAGAGAUCCUAAAUGCUACUUGUUAUUUGCAGCUUGCACUGGAAUCUGCCUGGUUAACAGCUCCCCACCCCAAACUGCCAAUUUUAAAGCACUUGAGCGGUGCAGCUUUAGGAUUACAGGUUAUUUUAGUGAUGACACCACCACUGCCACUGAGCUACGUGGUACACGGAGACCACACAGGCAUGGGAGAAACUGAGGACUGGCAGGUAUAAGCCAGACCAAGACGGAUGGCUGCGUGCUGCAAUCAGUUAAUGACUGUAAUUGGAAUUUUUCUCCUCAGUCCAGCUCCUCGAUCUCUUAAGUCUGUGUACGUGUUACUGGAUGUGUCGGUGGACUCAACUCAGUGUCUGACUCAAGGCAAGCGAGUUUGAUUUCUGGCUUACAUGGAAGUGUGUCGCAGUGUCCCUGGGGCCUUAAGGUGGUCCCUGGCAAGGGGAGGGAGCUGCGGGAAUGCUAACAGAGCACCAGGCUGAACUGGCCAGCAGAAGGCUGCAAUGGGCCACCAGUAAUUGAUUAGUAUAAAACCAAAACUGAGCCUUUUUCCCCUAAAAUUACCACCCAAAUGAAGUAGGUUUGCAGGUUUAGAUUUCCUGGCUGAGAUAGGUUUCUGCUGUUCAAAAUAAUCAGUUUUUCUUUUGGGUUGUGUGCUGGAUGAGAUGUGGUUUUUCCUCAUGCUCCCCCCUGUAAACUCCUGAAAGCCUGUAUUUUUGUUGUCUUAGUGCUUAUAUUGUCUCACACUUUUGACAAUGGUAUAAACAUUUUAAAUAUG
This is a messenger RNA of Cuculus canorus (common cuckoo), 2075 nucleotides long. It is a transcript of the gene ORMDL3, whose product is annotated as ORMDL sphingolipid biosynthesis regulator 3. Gene Ontology annotation, cellular component: endoplasmic reticulum membrane. The record is from RefSeq and is a predicted model, not a curated record. Lineage: Eukaryota; Metazoa; Chordata; Aves; Cuculiformes; Cuculidae. Bases 161 to 622 code for a protein of 153 amino acids. Gene Ontology annotation, biological process: intracellular sphingolipid homeostasis; ceramide metabolic process; negative regulation of ceramide biosynthetic process. The transcript has 4 exons.